Messenger RNA from Zingiber officinale, 705 nucleotides. RefSeq names its product 60S ribosomal protein L27a-3-like. The transcript has a single exon. The coding region runs from base 76 to 528 and encodes 150 amino acids. Gene Ontology annotation, biological process: translation. The record is from RefSeq and is a predicted model, not a curated record. Gene Ontology annotation, cellular component: cytosolic large ribosomal subunit; ribosome. Gene Ontology annotation, molecular function: structural constituent of ribosome. Lineage: Eukaryota; Viridiplantae; Streptophyta; Magnoliopsida; Zingiberales; Zingiberaceae.
CUCAGUUUCCGAUCUUUGUCUUACACAUUUUGUAGAAACCCUAAUCGGUAUUAGGGCGGAGCCGCCGUCGUCGCCAUGACAACCCGCUUCAAGAAGAACCGGAAGAAGAGGGGCCACGUUAGCGCCGGCCACGGACGUAUCGGCAAGCACCGGAAGCAUCCCGGUGGUCGCGGUAACGCCGGAGGCAUGCACCACCAUCGCAUCCUCUUCGACAAGUAUCACCCGGGUUACUUCGGGAAGGUCGGUAUGCGCUACUUCCAUCGCCUCCGCAACAAGUUCCACUGCCCCAUCGUCAACAUCGACAGCCUCUGGUCCCUCGUCCCCGAAGGUGUCAAGGACGAGGCCUCCAAGAGCGGCAGCGGCCCAAAUGCUCCGCUCAUCGACGUCACCCAGUUUGGGUACUUCAAGGUCCUCGGCAAAGGGGCGUUGCCUCCGGGCCGCCCCAUCGUCGUGAAGGCCAAGCUUGUGUCGAAGAUUGCUGAGAAGAAGAUCAAGGCAGCGGGCGGCGCUGUCGUGCUCACUGCUUGAUCCUGUCGGUUAGUGCUCCAUAGCUCGAGUGCUGGUCUAGGUUUCAUUUGAAUUUCUGGCGUUUGUUUGGAUUUGGAUCUGGAUCUGAUGAAUUCAUUGCUAAAUUGCUGUGGUCGUCAAGUUUUUGUGUCUUCCAUUAAACGUUUUGGUCAAUUUGAAUGCUUAUUAUUAGUCAAA